Molecule: messenger RNA, 4866 nt
Organism: Alternaria atra
Lineage: Eukaryota; Fungi; Ascomycota; Dothideomycetes; Pleosporales; Pleosporaceae
Exons: 5
Coding region: 1-4866 (1621 amino acids)
Source: RefSeq, a predicted model, not a curated record
AUGACAGCACAAAUCUUGGCGGCUGAACUAGGCAACCUCAUACAGGACUCAAAGCGGAAGAAUACAGAACUACGAAAUGCUGCAGAGACGGCCCUGAAAGAUCUGAAAUCUCUUUCCAAUACCUCUGAGGCCCAACUAUCGGCUGGCCAUGAUAUCCAGUUGAAGAUACUACAGGCGCUGCCUUCACUACUCCAGAACUACUCUGCAGAAGUACGCAGCGAGUCACUAUCCGCUGUUCUGCAGAUCUGUUCAAGCCUUCAAAAUGCGAAAAACUUCGCUGUCGGCAACACGGCUGCAGCCACAUUGCAACAACUGGUCAUUGUCGUAUUCGACAGGGUCGCAUCCGAAGAUGAGAAAGCCCUAGAGAUUCCUACCACGACCGAGGUGAAAGGUGAUGAUGGUCAAGUAUCGGUCAGACCAGCAGCGAACGAUGCCUACAAGAUGUUUACCGAUCUCAUUUCACUUGUCGUAGGGGAAAAGCCUGUCUUCAUGCGAUUCUCUUCCCUACCGCCAGCCUCCACGCUGGAGCUGAUCGAAGCAAUCUUGUCGAAUCACAAUAAGAUCAUGACGACGCAUCCGGAGCAGAUUUACAUCAUGCGAACCCAGCUAAUGCCAUUGAUCAUCCGCUCGCUAUCCGAUCGCUUGUCGUUUGCAGUAACCGUCCGUAUCAUCCGGAUACUGCAUCUGAUCAUCCGAUAUCACCUCGACACGCUUCCUUCCGAAUGCGAGAUUGCACUUGGUCUUCUGAACCACAUGCUGGAUCCCGAAGCUUCUCAGGCAUGGAAAAGAGCUCUUUGUCUCGAGGUGUUCCGCAGUAUUUACGCCGACUCUAGACUUCUUUUAGCGAUAUAUGCGCUGUUUGACGCGGAAAGCGGAAAGAAGAACAUAUUUGGAGACAAUCUAGCGGCUUUCGUGCGUCUUGCGACUGAGAAACCAGCAGUCAUCGGUUUAGGUCAACAAUCAACGGCUGCCGCUGGCUUUGACGAAGGUAACACCAUGGUAUCGGAUCAAGCUGUCGCAGAAGCGGGUGCACUAGCUGGCGUUAUAGGUGGCUCUGUGAGCGACAGCAGCAAUAACACUCGUCCCUCUGGUAUCAGCAUGCAGUGGAGUUCUCUCAAAACUCCUUGUAUCGAACAUCUCGACAAAACCGAGCCACCUGCAUUACCCGAAACGUACAUCUACAGUCUGGUGUUGACCUGUAUCACCAACAUUUCUGAAAGUCUAGCAAAGUUUGUUCUUCCUCUGACCGUGCACCAUGAAAGUCGAAAUCGGAAGAAGACCAAGGCCGAGGAGAUGAAUGAGAACGACACAGAUGUUGCAUCUCCAGAUCGAAACUCUCGGAGGCUUUCAAGAACCCAUUCUUUCCGGAAGAAGACUAUUCCAGUCAACCCUCUAGAUCUGUCCGAUCACCCGGCGUACCCUUACGUACAGACCUCAACAAGCUUGGUCACAGAAUGCUGGCCUGCAGUCCUUGCAACCUGCUCAACAUUUCUCAAUGCUACGCUUGAUGCGGACUACUACCGAGCUCUGGUUCGAGCCAUACAGAAAUUCACUCAGGUUGCAGGGCUGCUUAGACUCUCAACGCCGCGAGAUGCAUUUCUCACCACCAUGGGCAAGGCAGCAGUCCCAUCGAACUUGCUACUAGCCAACGCUUCGUCACCUGUAGGCGACAAGCCUGGUAUCUUCUCCAACGCAAGAGGCAUGCUCAGUGUAGACAGCUUCGUAAGUCAAGCUUCCUCAAUGUCCACUGACAAAAACCGGGGUUCUUCACACGACGUGUCAGCACCCGCACUAGGACCACGCAAUUUGCUAUGCCUGCGAGCUCUGCUGAAUCUGGCAAUCGCACUGGGACCAACGCUACAAUCAGCCUGGUCCAUAGUAUUUGAGACGCUACAAGUAGCUGAUCUAGUAAUGUCGUUGUCGAGCCAGACUAGUAGUCGUACAUCUGGAUCUGGAAGCCGUAUGGAUACGGAAGCCAUUACGGAGAAAAUGGAAGCCGAGACCUCAGCUGUGCAGAGCGCCGCGCGCAGACUCUUUGAAAGUACUGUUGACUUUCCUAACGAUUCCUUUUCUGAGGUGUUGCAAGCCCUCUGCUCACUUCUAAAUGGUGUUUCGCCUUCAGAGAGCGGACAAAGAACGCCAACUACCUCUGGCCGUCCCCAGAUUCUCCAUCAACGUCGGCUUGGUAGCGUAUCAGGAAUCUCUCUCAACACAGAUGCAAACUCUCGCGAUUCGGCAUUUGCUCUGAACAAAAUCGGAGAACUGGCGUCGUUGAACGAAAGUAGAUUAUCGCAAUAUGAUCCCGCUGAAAGUGGAUGGGAUAUCCUGAUUCGAGAGAUUGUACGUUACUCUACCGACAGUCGUAAAGCGACAUCUACGAGGCUGCUGGCAGCCGACAUCCUGGCAAGGACAGUCAGGGAGAUCGCUGAGCUUUCCAUGUCCGAUGAGCAGCGCGAAGAGAUCCAGGCCCGCAUACUUGCUGCGCUGCAAAAGCAAAUUACUGACCUCCACCACUAUGAUGGGGUCAGCAAAGACACGAUUACUGACACAGACAUACGAGUUCAUCAAAUAGCCCUCGAAGCACUCAAGGGUGUAAUUGAGCAAUGUGGAGAGUCGCUAGUUGCUGGCUGGACCUCUGUCAUCGAAAGCUUGAUGAGCGUCUUCACUCAGAAAGCACCAUCCAUACAGGGAGUCACGAGAGACGCAGAUGCCUCGGACCUCAGCAAAGACACCGAUACCACUGUAGACGUUAUCUCAAGGUCUCUUGCUCGAUCUGCAUUUGCAACAGCCAACCUCGUCUGCUCGGAUUUCAUGACGGCUGUUCCGGAUGCUUGCCUCUCGACGCUUCUGGAACUCUUACGCAGAUUCUGCUCCCAGCGAGAGGAUUUGAACAUGUCACUCACUGCGAUUACCUUCUUUUGGAACGUGUCCGACUACCUGCAGUCGCGGACCGACCUCUCGUUACUGGCGGAAGUUGUUAUUCAGACCAGUGACAAGGAGCAGGUUAAACAAGCCGUACAAACGCGCUCAAAGGAGGGGAAGACUGCAGCUUUGUGGCUUCAAGUUUUGCUAAAUCUAUCAUCCAUCACAACAGAUGAACGCAUCGAGGUGCGACACUCUUCGAUCCAAACGAUACAAAGGAUCUUUGAGAACUGUUCGGACCAGAUUUCUCCAGAAGUGUGGUUACUAUGUCUUCGCACUAUCUUGUUCGGGAUGGUAGAGACCAACUUGAACAUCCAAAACGACAUUCGGCAACAACGACCACGCAAGGACGAUCUGAACGAAUGGGAUGAGACUACAAAAGCCGUUCUUCAAACCGUGACUGUUCUCAAUACGACUUACAUGGAAAAGCUGGAUACGUCUCAGCUCGGUAAUGCGUGGUCAGACCUACUCGAACUCCUAAAGCGCUACUUCGAUUACCGCUCGCAUGCCUUAGGGGCUUCGGUAUUUGGUGCAAUGACAGGGGUACUAUCUCAGGCCGAAAAUGUCGAUGUAUUGGGCACAGAUUCUCUUCUUAAAACUGCGGCGGUAUGGAGAAGCUACUUCGACUCUCCAGAUGCUCGGCAAGACGCAUACGAAGAGGACAACCAAGACGCCUUUGUAGCCUACGCAAAGGCUUUCAAAGCGAUCUACCGCCUGGCAGAUCGACCCCUUGCCACAGAUUUGCCUUCUAUGCUCGCGAAUCUCGAAGCCUGCGUUGUCAACUCAGACGAAGUCGCUUACUCUUCGGAUCUGGACACUAUGACGACGCUUCAAAGUCAGGUCAUGGAAUGUUUAACAAUGGUCAGGACAGAAGACACUGACAUUCCACCGUAUCUAUUGCGUUUGUUGGGUCGGUUCAUUACGCUACCAUACACCUCUUUGGCCGAAUACCCGGAAAAGCGCGGGCCCACCUUUGUCGCGCUUUCAAAAGCCUCAAUGACGUUGCUCCAAAAUAUUGCUGUCAAACAUGUUGACCUGAAAGAGAUAUAUACAAGCAAUGCAUUGUCAUCCGCUCUUGCCAGCCUAGCACGACCGAUCGAAGAGAAGUACGUGUGGCAGCGGGAGGGCAGAGCACCGACUUUAUGGCAAAAGGCUACUACGACGUCUACAGCUAUACUUGAGUCAGUAUUGCCACACCUUAACGCCAACAAGGAAAUUUGGACCACACUCGUCGACAUCGCGUACUGCAUCACGCGGGCGCAGUCAUUGCCUGGUACCCGGGUUUCUCUUGAAAAAGAUGAGCAGUUUGACAUACAAUCUUUCACUCACCUUCGCGACCUCAUCACCCUACCACUAGGCUCCGCUUCGCUCUCAGAUAAUCUCCGUCGUACCUAUACUCGCAACCUCUUCUCCACAUCUUUAAUUCACAGCCCUCUACCUGGAGAACUACCUGAAAUCACCACCUCACCCCUUGAGGAGCUUUACAAAAUACGUCUUGGACAGACUGCGGAGCUGGACUAUACAUGGCGGCCAGAUAUGAGCUAUGCCUGUCUCUCUGAGCUCUUCGACCUUGUCGUCGUGAAUGAUAGCAGUCCUGAACGCAUCAAGCUGGCCCAAGCAGCGGCUCCAUAUCUCAUUCUCAGAUGUGCACUUCCGCUCAAGACAUAUAUUGCAGACCAGCCGCUUCGCGGUCGUAUGCCCGCGCCGGAGUCGCAGAGGCGCGAGCUGCUCUUUGUACUGGAGCAACUAGAACGAUUGGAGAGCGAGCCACAAGCAAUACCUGAUACUCCGGGAGUAAGAUCAAAACACCGCAGGCACCUGCACAGGCUGUACCCAUUGCUUCUCAAAGCGGCGAGGGUAGCCAGGCAAGAUGCUGAGGUGUUUGAGCACCUGGCGAAGCUGACUGAUCUAGUUGGUGAUGAGUUUGGGUUAGAUGAUGAUUGA